Molecule: messenger RNA, 2367 nt
Organism: Ostertagia ostertagi
Lineage: Eukaryota; Metazoa; Nematoda; Chromadorea; Rhabditida; Trichostrongylidae
Source: the annotation of a GenBank genome assembly
AUGGAGGAAGUAGGGGAGCUUCCAAAUGAGGGACAUAUUGAAAAGACGGAUAUCUCCACAGCCAGUGGAUCGGGUACAACUUCAAUAGAAAAAGUUGAAAUAGACGGAUAUGUUAUCAGAUACAAAGAGUCAGCACCUAUCACUUGGACACCAUUUAGCAGCAAGUCAUGGCGGACUCGAUUGGAACGGGUAAAGAGAAAUUUUGCCAGGACCGAAUCCGCCACUGACGAGCCAUCGAGCUCAGGGCUUCUACGGAGGUAUAAUUACUCAUAUCCAUGCCGAGUUCGAUAUCCUAGUCCUGAAAUCAUUCCCAAAAUUGAACCUCAGGAUUUGUUGGAAGUCGCUGGAAGUACAGCUCAGACGUUCAAAGAUGUCAACGCGGCAAUGAAGAAGCGUGAAGAGGCUAAAAGUGCGCCUAAAAAAGGAAAAAAGUCUUCAUCUGUGGAAGAACCUCCGAUCGCAGCUGUAAAACAAAGUUCCGCCAAGAAAAGAGGUAGAGAACGUGAGGAGAAAUCACAGUCCAAGGAAAGCUCACGGAAAAGUAGCCGAGAGCCGCCCAAGUCAGCGAAGAAAGCCGCAAAAGAAAGGGAAAAGACAAAGUCUCCGGACAAAAAGAAAAGAUCAUCGUCUGUAAAUAUCAAAGGAUGGUCGGAGGAAGAGAUUUUCAAAUAUUUCAACCUGAAAGAGUUUACCAUUGACAUAUCAGAUUUCCCUCAUCAUGAACUACGACCAUCUACGAGUUCUCAAGCAGUUGAAGAGUCCCCAAAGGAAAGCCAUGACGAACCUAUGAAAGAAGAAAAUCAAGCAGAGUUAACGAAGGAGAAAGAAAAGGUGAACAUGGACACUGAAGAGCAUAAGAGCAGGAAACGGAAGCGUUCAGUUUCGUCGUCUUCAUCAUGCUCAUGCGCCUCAUCUGCUGGAGGAGAGAAGAACAAGAACUCGUCAGAUUCGGAAAAUGAGCGCAAUGUACAGGCGAAGAGCACAGCGAAGAAGAAGCCGCAUAGCGAGAGACCAUGCGUUGAAUGCGGAAGGUGGUUGGAUGAUUGCGUUCUGGAAUGGAAAGAUACACUUGGACCGUCGUCCGUAUGGUGCUCUCGCGACUGCAUCGAGCGGAGAGUGGCUAGAGCUCAUGAGGUCUUACCAGAGGGCUAUGGGGCUCUAACUUUGCUACGCGGUGAUGGUCAACUACUAACGACUGGACCAACCUUAGUCAACCUUGCAGAGUUUAUUUACAAGUAUCCCGAAUACGAGCCUGUCCUACCCGUGGCAAAGAAGAAGCAGCCAAUGAAAAAUGAGCAAGGCGCUGAUCCGAAGAAAGCAGCCCCUAAACUGUUGUCUAAAGAUUCCGAUCGAAUCCGCUUCAAUGUCAAGAGGGCGGCUAAAAUGGAUAAAGUAAAGUCGGCUAUCAAAUUGUGCAAAGAUGCAGCGGAGAACAUUGAAGCAGCUCUGUUCAAGUCGUGCCAAUCCAACUUGAAUUCACCUCGUUACAAAGCAUGGACGAAGACUUUCAUAGAGAAUGUGGCAGACUGCCGAAACAAGAGCUUCUACUACCGAGUUCUUACGGGAACGAUAUCUGUGCAGAAGCUUGUCACAUUGGAAGGUGCGGAUAUGCGGAAGCCGGAGUAUUCAGCUCCACUCGAUGGUGCGGACGACGAAGACGUGAAACUGGUAGAAGGUGGUGACGUUGACACGUCGUCGGCAGCUGAGCCAAAUGAUGCUGGAAAAUCCGGUGAGGCAGGGGAACCAAUCGAGAGCCUGAAGAAAAACGAUGACGAGAGCAGCACUGGCGCGACUGCGUCUGUUUCUGAGGCGACUAUCGCCACUCGAAGUGCGUCAAGGAAAGAUUCUGCUGCUCCCAAGUCAUCAAAGAGACCAGAAGUGAAGCCAGCGAAACGCCCCUCGCGGAAAUCCGAGCCCUCGAAAACUACUACUGCCUCAGCGAGUAUGUCUACACUGGAUUCUCUGCUUGGUGAUGGCGCAAAAGAUACCACUGAGCAACAUUUGAGCCACUUCUACGAUGUCAACUGUAGCAUAUGCUUGGCGAAACAGAAAUCACAAGCCGAACAGGAACGAAAAGAAAGGGAAGAGAAAGAGAAGCAACGGUUAGAGGAGAAGAGAUUCAGAGAGAUGCUUCCUGUGGAAAAGUGUCUCGCGUUCACAAGGCAUGAGCCGCUCACUCUUCUUGAUUCUGACUACAGAAGUUCAAUUAAGAAUCAGUCAUAUGAGGAGGUUAAACGAAUACAAAGUCCGGAGAGCACUGGCGCAGCUUGUGCAUCGGAUGAGGAAUAUGCUGGUUCUUAUUGUGCUGGCCCCAUUGAAGACUCACCGAUUUUCCGAGAAUCUUACGAUGUCGAUGAUGUUGAACCC